AUCUGUCCGGACCCUGAGACGCCGCCGUCGUCCCGUGGAGCGGAGCCACACGUUGUCCUUCCUUCGCCCCGCCCUUCUCGGUCGCGGCUGGUUGCCUGUUCCCUCUCCGCGCCAUACGGCCAUACCCAGAGCAAGUAGGUCGUCAAGUAAGUCCGACGACGAGAGAAACAGCCGCCGCUCGGCCUCAUCAUAUGGCGGCCGCCGCCCCGGUUGCGUCCGGGAGCGGCCGCCUCAGCCGCCCGCGCCCGCCCCGUGUGGGGCUGCGCGGCGCGCGGGUCGCCGCCGCGGCGCAGGGGCCGUCCUGCCUCUACGUGGGGCCAAUCGAGACCGCCAGCCAGGAGAAGCUCGAGGCGCUCUACCACCAGGCCAGGGAUUCUUACUACAGUGGUCAGCCAUUGAUCAUCGAUGACAUGUUCGACAAAGUCGAGCUUAAGCUCCGGCUUUAUGGCUCCAAAUCCGUCGUCAAAUACCCCCGUUGUAGCCUCAUAAGGCAUUCAACCUACGCCGACGCCGAGGAGGACCAAUCGAUGUUCAUGGCGUUAUCAAGCAUCUGGAUGCUGCUCCUCCUGUUUGGUACCUCUGCAGUUCUUGUUCCUACUCUGUACACUCUGAGCAUCGCGUUCGGGGAUGUGUUUGGGGCAAGGCACCUUCUGUACGGUGAAAAGUCCCUCGAUGCGGUAACAAGAGUUAACGACUUGGCUUUGGUUGGAUUGGGGUAUCUGGUUGGUUAUCCCAUCGCAUCUGCGUCCGUUGGCGCGCUGCAAGGCUUAUUGUCAAACAAUUUGGUUGCCCUAAAAGGGUCCUGCCCAAAUUGUGGCGAGCAGGUAUUUGCAUUUGUCAAGAUUGAAAAAACCGUGAGAGCACCUCAUCGAGCAGAAUGCCAUGUCUGUCAGUGCCCUUUGGAGUACCGCACGAAAAUUGAGAAAUCUUCGUCAGGGCCUAGAAGAAGUUGGGUCUACGGCCGGGUUUAUCUAGUGAAGCAAGGGCAUCCGAAACGGAAAUGGAUAAAUGAAAAAUUCUAAUUGAUUGAGACUGCUGAGGGAAGUUUAGAUAAUCCCAUGAGAUGGCACUCUUCUGGUCGACUGAAACAUUUUUCAGAUGCCACUUAUUUUGAUCAGAAGGGCUUACUGUGUACGAAUCAUUUGAAAGAUUUGAUCCAGCCAAGUGCUUUGUAAUACAGAUACAUUUCUGAGAUGUCCAGACGCUGCAGAUGAACCCCAUGCUGCAUUGUAUUCUUUUCUGUUUUCUCUUUAGAUGAAUCCAUGAUACAGUUUGGAUGAAGAACUACUGAAGAGGCUACGAAGGUGCCAUUGCUAUCAGGAGGGAGGGUCACUGAAAGGCUCACAGGAGGGAGGGUCACUGAAAGGCUCACACUCUGCACCAAACAUGUUUAAUCAUUUGAUCAAAGAUGCCCACACUCAGCAUGUAUACAGACUUGCUCAAAUGUGAUGUGUUAUACAAGUGUGUGUGUGUGUAUAUAUGAAGUUUUCAGCUUUAUUGUAUGUAUGUUUUCAGAUUAAUUUGCCUGAA
This is a messenger RNA of Zea mays, 1530 nucleotides long. The record is from RefSeq and is a predicted model, not a curated record. Lineage: Eukaryota; Viridiplantae; Streptophyta; Magnoliopsida; Poales; Poaceae.